AUGGUCUCGAUGCCGCUUGGUCAAGUUGUGAUGGAGGUUGCUUGGUGGAGAAGCGAAAUGAUGCGUAGCGGCGAAAGGGAGAUUCAUGCUCAUCAAUUGGCGACCCAAGUUCGUCGAGAGACGAUGGGCGGUACAAGCUCAUCGGUGGACGAUGUGCGAUACAAGUCCAUGGGUGGGCGAUGGGCGACAAGAGUUGAUCGAUGGGCGAUGAAACGUUGCUGCCGACAAUCAUCUUACUAUCUUGGCAAGGCCCAUACACACCACGUCUGCGUACUGGAGACUGAUCUUUUGAAGAUGAACAAGGCAAAGGCGCAGGCUCGGAGGAGACGCGAGGAGUCAGCGUCGGAGUCGGAGUUCGGGUUCGGAUCUUCAAUCCGAGAACCAGGACUAUCCACAUCUCCCUCCCCUUCCCGCCGGUCUUCCUGCUCGCCGCCAGCAACGCUCGAUCUCGAUGCCUUUACCGACCUGACCAUUUCGAGGCGUCCGUGGCUCUGGGGGCCGGAUGAGAAUGUACCUAAGCACCCUCCAUACGCUGCCGACACCUACGCUGCCGACCAUGACUAUGUGCGUCCGCUCACACCUCCAACCACACCAACCGCACGGGCUGAGAAUGAGGAUGAGGAGGACGAGGGCACUACCAUGUCUGCGCGACUCUCUGCUAUGAAGGAGAUGGCUACAAAGAUCGAGCAUCAUGAUGUUGCGCGCAAGUCCAAGCAUAACGCGAACGCCCUUGCCACUUCCGCCGAGACCAUGCAAGGCACUGCUUCACGGGCGAAAGCGCAAACGUUCAAGACAAAGGAGAAGCUGGUUCCGGUGCAGGCGCCGGCGAGGAAGGCGAGGACUAUCAUAAUCGACAAUGCCGGCAUCGUGCCCGAGCCUGAGCACAAUGCGAAAGCUCCAACUACAUCCAACAGCAUGAAACGUGCGCCCAUGCCAAGAACCCGCGCCGAAGAAGCCGCGAACAGCACUCCAGCGAUCCUGGUCUGGAUAGUCUUCAUCCUCUCAAUGUACGUUUGGGGUGCUUCGCCGUUCGCUUGCCUUUCAGCAGUCCAGCUUCCGCACGUUUGGCGCCCUGUCGAAACUCCUCUGUCGCUGCUGAAGACAUGUGCUUCGAUGCGCGUGUCAUCAUCGUAUGAGUACUUUGCGCGCGAGUCACCCGGCUUCUAUCACCCUCCGACCAGCAUAGCGAACCUGUCAUAUGCCCAACGCAUCCACGACGCUCUCCCCGUAGCUGACGAGGCCUCUUCAACAUUGCUUAUGGGCUUCAUAACCAAUACGGUCGCUGUAGAGAGACUUCUCACCAACGCACCUUUCAUGAACUUUGCCGAUUCCUGGAGGCUCUCGGAAGAGUACAAGAAGCAGCUUGGGGCCUUGACGCAGGAUGUAGGCGCCGCAAUCUCUGCUGUACUGGACAGCACCUCCGACAUGAGCUGGCUUCCAGAUUCUGUCGCCGAUCUCGUCGCUGCUGCAAUCGGCAAGCUCUCGUCCUCUAUUCUGGGAAUGUCGCCAGACCAGCAAAAAAGCUUCGCUAUUGCUCGGAUUCUUUCCGCCAUCAAGACCAUGUAUCCAAUUGAGCAAAACCUCAUCGAACGCUUUCACUGGAAUUUGGAGAACACUGGCCGCGAUGCGGAGCAUGCACUUUUCCUCGCACGCUGGUACUCGCAAUGGUCACUCAACCAACUGUCAGCCUGGAAGAUCAUCCAAAUCCAGUCUCAGCACUUCGCAAACGUCGAGCUGGCGGAGGACCUGUCCCACGAGAUCGAAUCGUACAUAGCAAGCCUUGACCAAUGGCUCGCAUUUGUGAAGCCAUAUGCGGGCGUGGCAUACUCCGACGACUGGAUCACAUUCGAACAGCCAUCCGCAGGCUCAGAGGGCACCGCCGCGAUCCUUGGCUUUGCAGAGCAGGUGCUGCCCAGCGAUGGCUGGAAGGUGGAAGGUGAUGUACUUGACGAUCGCGGCAAGCUCGAAGACAAAUGCUGGGAAAGUUUGAAGAAGAUGGGAUUCUCUGAAAAGUUGACGAUGGUGGAAAUGCUGUGCAUGGGAUCGCUUGCCUCGGCCUACAGCAUGGCCGGCCUUCCUCCUUCCUUGUCCGCCUUCGAGACUUCGGCCUGCUGGUCUAACAUCAACAAAGUCUUGACGACUUCGCCUUCCAAGUUUUCCGUUCUACUUCUGGUGCUGGGACGAACUGUCUCCGUGGUUUCGCAUGAGAUACGGUCGAAGGAAAGAAGAGGUCGACGUCAGUUGCCCGCUUGUCGUAUUUGGACUGGCCAUGUGUGGACUGGUCGUGUUUGGACGGGUCACGUUGCGUGCUUUUCUGCGACUGCCACCCAAUCUACUUUCUGA
Molecule: messenger RNA, 2343 nt
Organism: Pseudocercospora fijiensis CIRAD86
Lineage: Eukaryota; Fungi; Ascomycota; Dothideomycetes; Mycosphaerellales; Mycosphaerellaceae
Exons: 7
Coding region: 1-2343 (780 amino acids)
Source: RefSeq, a predicted model, not a curated record